Molecule: messenger RNA, 276 nt
Organism: Protopolystoma xenopodis
Lineage: Eukaryota; Metazoa; Platyhelminthes; Monogenea; Polystomatidea; Polystomatidae
Source: the annotation of a GenBank genome assembly
AUGUCUGACAAACAAUUUCAUGAGGUCUACAAGGGAAACUUUUUGUCGCACUGGGACCGAAUUUCCCAUGCUAACAAGCCAGUCAUUGCAGCCGUCAAUGGAUUCGCCCUAGGUGGAGGCUGCGAAUUAGCCAUGAUGUGUGAUAUUAUCUACGCUGGAGAUAAUGCCAAGUUUGGCCAACCAGAGAUUAAACUUGGUUUGAUUCCGGGUGCCGGAGGAACUCAGCGUCUUAUUAAGGCAAUUGGGAAGUCACGGUCGAUGGAGCUUAUCCUCGGG